UUUCUCGCCGGUAUUCCACGCCAAUCCAAUGGCGGCCCCUCGCAUCUCGUCCGCUGGUGACCACGGAGUGAGCGUCGAUCCUGCGGCGGUUUGCUUCGCGGCAAAGACUCACAAAAAAGAGAGCAGAGAGAUUUGGGAAAAGACAAGGACAGAGGGGGUGGCUGCCUGGAAGUGUGUGAAUCUGCAGUCCUGACACACAUACACACACUUAGACGCACACACACACAGGGCAUGAUCCACGUGUCUUGUUUGUAUGUCUGUGUGCUGCCAGUGCUUGAGAGAAUGACAAAAGGAGAUGUUUCCCUGGACCACCGGCAACUUAGCGCAAGUCUGGAUGUAACCUGACCCUGACUUCUGGGCCCUUUGUGAAGAGGCAGGAUUUUGUUGUCGUUGCUGCUUCAGUCAGGGUGGGGUUCAUGGCUUUUUGAGGGUUAGCAGUGUCUAGUGACCGUUUGUUGCAGGAUGGGGAAAAAAGGAAAGGAGGAAGGUUUGGCUAUUGGCUGCAGAGGGACGAAACGAGACGAGCGGGUAAGAUCCUAAUUAGAGCAGGGAAAGGAAUAUGGGAGAUAUGAAGACACCAGACUUUGACGACCUCCUUGCGGCCUUCGACAUCCCUGACAUGGUGGAUCCCAAAGCUGCUAUUGAAUCUGGCCAGCAAGAUGACCAUGACGACAAAGUCAAGCAAGCAAAGUGUGGGUCAACAACCAACGAAGACGUUGGUGUAAGUGUCAUUGUCAAGAAUAUUAGAAAUGCCGAAACAAGUCACCAUGUGGGAGCCCUGUUCGGAAAAGAUUUGCAGUUCCAUCACCAACCUCAUUCAAUAAGAAUUGGCAAUAGACUACAAAAUGGCUUCUUGACCUCCAUGACAACCAGUGCUCAUUGCACCAAGAAUGGAUGGAAUAUAUCCAAAGUGGAUGGACAUGCUGUAUGCAAGCAGUCAUCACCCUGCAAUCAGUUCAGUCCUAUCUCCAGUGCGGAAGAGUUUGAGGAGGACAAGAAUGAAGUAAGUGAGACGAUUAUUAAAAGUAUUGGACGCUCACUUGAGAAGUCCAGGACCAAGAGAGAGAGACAGCAGUUAAAACAUCCUACACCUGUGGAGAAAGUUUCUAAGUCCAAAGCAAAGCACUUAAAACCAGAUCAAAAUAACAAUCAAAAUAUCACUCUGGAAGAUUCGGUGUCCGAUGACACUCCUCAAUCGAAUUUAAUUCAAGGGGAACCCGAGGAAACUCUUCUGUUUACGCAUAGCAAAGAGAAUAAUGGGCAAACAUCCCAAAUGCAGGCAAAGACCUCUGCAAAACUUUCUUCUUGUAUUGCAGCCAUUGCCGCUCUUAGCGCUAAAAAGGAAACAACUACAGACUACAUUUUAGAUUCCUCUACAACACCGACGGACUCAAACCAAGACGUUGAAUAUUCCAGAGGUCCAGCAAAGAAACGUGAGGAGGAAUCAGCCUUGGAGUUGGCAAAGCGCCUGUUAUCAGGACCACCGGAUAGUCCCUCCAGUGUCAAAAGUGAGAGUAGCAGCACAGACACCACACCGGUCAUUCCAAAAGUCAGGAUAAAAACAAUCAAGACCUCUUCUGGACAGAUCAAGCGCACAGUCACAAGAGUCAUCCCAGACUUGGAUCUUGGCAGAGUGAAUAAAGGAGACCCUUCAGGAAAUGGCUUAACGCUAAAGGCUACUGAAGAUGCAUUUGUUUCAUCUUCCUCUUUGCCAAAUACAGUUGUUGCAACCUGCGGAGGAGGACCACCAGUAGAAAUAACUAAGCAGAUGACCAUCAAACCAGUAGCAACAGCCUUCCUGCCCGUCUCAGCUGUCAAGACAGUCGGUUCCCAAGUCAUAAACCUCAAACUCUCCAAUAACACCACAGUCAAAGCAACUGUCAUUCCAGCUGCCUCGGUACAAAGUGCCAGCGGUGCCAUCCUCAAAGCGGCAAAUGCCAUGCAGCAACAGACUGUCAUGGUCCCUGCUUCCAGUCUAGCUAAUGCCAAGCUUGUACCAAAGGCAGUCCAUUUUAGUAAUUUCAACCUUCUCUCUAAGAAUGUGUCCUCUGCUGCCAGUGAGCUCCAAAAAGCAAUGACCUCCUCCAAGCAAUCCCAGCAGCAGCAAUCACGAGGUCUUAAACAGCAAGCACUUCUCACUGGCCAGUCGUUGAAGAAACUCUCCAGGGUUCAAGUUUUCAGCAGCUCUCAAAGCUCUGUCGUUGAUGCUUUUAAUAAAGUUUUGAGUAGCAUAAAUCCUGUUCCUGUGUAUGUCCCAAACCUCUCUCCGCCAACCUCAGCCUGCAUUUCCCUUCCAGCUCGCGGCUACAAGUGCCUGGAGUGCAGCGAUUCCUUUGCUCUUGAAAAGAGCCUGACCCAACACUAUGAACGUCGCAGUGUGCGGAUCGAGGUUACCUGCAACCACUGCUCAAAAAGUCUUGUCUUUUACAACAAAUGCAGUCUGCUGUCUCAUGCUAGGAGCCACAAGGACAAGGGGGUUGUCAUGCAGUGCUCACAUCUAAUCUUAAAACCCAUCCCUGCCGACCAGAUGAUAACAGCAUCACCCUGUUCUGGACCACCCACCAUUACAGAAAGCAUCUCGUCCGCCUGUGAUGCACAGGCAUUGCCCGUUCAAACCUCGGGAAAAGUUCCAAGUGGUGCGUCGCAAAGUCCAAACCGUACACCUGUUGAGGCAGCAAUGCCCUUAGAGGAAGAUGCAUCAAAGCUCUGCAGGCACAGCCUCAAGUGUUUGGAAUGUAAUGAAACAUUCCACGACGACAGCUCACUCGCAACGCAUUAUCAACACGUUCUGGAGACCAAUGGCCAGAAAACGUGCACCGUCUGCCAAAUGCUUCUACCAAACCAGUGUAGUUUUUUAUGCCAUCAACGAAUCCACCAGCACAAGUCUCCCUACAUCUGUCCCGAAUGUGGCACGAGCUGUCGUUCUGUCCACUUCCAGUCCCACAUCACAAAGAACUGCCUGCACUACACCCGUCGAGUCGGCUACCGCUGUAUCCAUUGUAGUGUGAUCUUUGCUGAUGUUGCAACCCUGAAGUCGCACAUCCAGACUUCCCACUGUGAGAUCUUCUAUAAAUGCCCCCUUUGUCCCAUGGCCUUCAAGUCUGCACCAGCAACACACUCGCAUGCACACACACAGCAUCCUGGAUUGAAAGCUGGAGAGCCCAAGCUUAUAUACAAGUGUUCCAUGUGUGAUACAGUAUUCACCCUGCAGUCUCUGCUCUACUCUCACUUUGACCAGCAUGUGGUUGAUCAUAAAGUCCCUAUCUUCAAAUGUCCGGACUGUUCAAUGCACUAUGCACAGAAACAGCUCAUGAUGGACCAUAUAAAGGCCAUGCAUGGAACGUUAAAGACCACUGAGGCCCCACCAAACUUGGGGCUCAACCUCCCUCUUAGCACCAAGGCUACAAAUUCAAAUACCACCCACAAUGGCACCAGGAACAACAACGUUGAUGGAGGAAAUGGCAACGGUCAAAACAAGGGCGUAAAUAAAGGUGCACCUUCAUCACCAAAAAACUCAACCAAAAAUAGCUCAGGGGAGCUUAAGAACCCCAAUGGUUCAGGGUAUACGUGUGGAGAAUGCAAUACAGUUUUCACUUCCAGGGAGGUCUUUGUGGCUCACAUGAAGCAAGAACACGGCAAGAUAUUGAAGAAGCACCCGUGCCGGCACUGCGAGAAGUCCUUCAGUUCUCCGCACAGUCUUUGUCGACAUAACCGACUCAAACACAAGGAAGUGCGCAAAGUCUACACCUGUCCGCACUGCCCGACUCUCAGUCAACCGUUCACCAAGAGAGUGCUGCUGGAUCAGCACAUUCAGUUGAUGCAUGGCACCUCAGAGGAGAAAACUGCUACCUCUGAUACCAGGAACGAUUUGUCAGAUAAGAAAUCGACUGCCAACCCCAAGAGAAAGAAUGAAGAUGAGGGGUCCCCGGGGUUAAACCCAAGGAGUUUGGAUCUACAGCCUUUGAAGAGGCUCAAGGUGAACAUCCCCAAAGUUCACAGGUGCGCCGUCUGCGGCUUCACCACCGAGGACGUGGCCGCCUUCCACAAGCACAUCCCCCAGCACAAGUCAGACGGCUCGUCCUACCAGUGCCAGGAGUGUGGCCUGUGUUACACCUCACCCCGAUCCAAGGCCCGACACCUCUUCAUCGUACAUCGGCUGAAGGAGCAAGGUCUCAACCGAUUCAGGGGUCAGGAUGACGACGAAAGCCAGAGGGAGAACCAACUAAACGUUGCGGCGGACGGCAAUGACGAGAUGCCAAAGACCAAAUGCAAAGUGUGCGGGAAGAUGUUUGAGACGGAGGGGAACCUGAACACUCACAUGAGGACGCACGGGAUGGCGUUCAUCAAGGCCAAAAGACUCAGUUUGGCGGAGAAGUAAAAUGAUUCAAGUAGAAUUGGAACUUUUCAACUUUAAUGGUCCUACUAUGUGCAAAAUACUGCAAUACAUAUAUAUUAUAUAUACUGUUCACACAGCACAUGUAAAAUACAGUAUAUGAGAGUCACUUUUUGUUUUUAAUUGAACAAAAUAGUUUUUGUACUUCAUGUUUCUAAAGAUUUUAAUUGAUUUUUAUAGAAGAACAUUUCAUUUUAAACUGAUUGGACUGCUGUGUAGAGCUAGUAGUAUAAUGUCAUUUUGAAAUUCUCCACAUAACGCAGAUAUUUUCAAAAUCUCAAAUUUUCUACGCCUUUUGGGUCUUUCAUCCAUGAAACAUUUUAGAAGAAUUCCGGUUUUUACUUAUUUGGCCUGGGCCUCUUAAAACAGCAAUCCAAUUUUGCUCUAGAAUAUAAUUUUUACUGAAUUUGAUGACAUAAGAAUACGUCCAAUGUCGAUAGUAACCCCUCUGUGUGCGGAUUGUAUUUUUCUCCUCAACCUGUGUACGAGUCAACGUUAUUCUUGUUCCUUGGUACAGUGGAGAGUGUAAACGUGGCUGUUAAACUGAAACACAAAGCUAAACAACAACUAACGGUGCUUUGAAUUAUCAAUGUUUUAACAGCCAAACAUAUCAAUAAUCUGUAGGGUAGAAGGGAAGGUACUGUUUUGACAAGAAGACUUCAGUCUCUCGCUGUAAAACUGCAUGCGACAAGCAGUCUGUGAAUUGUUUAUUAGAAUGUUGUCUUGUUGCUGCUAUUGUUGCUGCUGUUUUUUUAAUCUUAUCUCUUGCAAUUCAGAUGCUUGCGCUGGUCUUUAUAUCAAUAAAAGGUGAAAG
Syngnathus typhle (broad-nosed pipefish) is the source of this 5207-nucleotide messenger RNA. RefSeq names its product zinc finger protein 532 (gene znf532). The record is from RefSeq and is a predicted model, not a curated record. NCBI's taxonomy places the organism in Eukaryota, Metazoa, Chordata, Actinopteri, Syngnathiformes, Syngnathidae. The transcript has 9 exons. Bases 560 to 4378 code for a protein of 1272 amino acids.